AUGAUCUCUGCUGUCCUCCUGCUCUGGACCGUGCCCUGUGUGGCCAACCAAAUCCUCGGUGGGUUUGCCAAGAGGGAGCUGCAGGAGGAGCCCCAGCUGGCCUGCAGCCUGCCAGGGCCCCCCGGGCCCCCCGGCCCCCCGGGUGUGCCUGGCACUCCAGGCACAGUUGGCAGGAUGGGAUUCCCUGGCAAGGAUGGGAAGGAUGGCCAGGACGGGGACAAGGGCGAACACGGCGAUGAAGGUGCCCAAGGCAGGACAGGAAAUCCUGGGAAGCCAGGCCCGAAGGGGAAGGCAGGAGCCAUCGGCAAGGCAGGCCCACGGGGACCCAAGGGCUUAAAGGGCAAUCCUGGGAAAAAUGGAGCCCCAGGAAAGAAAGGGCCCAAAGGGAGUAAGGGUGAGACUGGGCUGCCAGGGCCCUGCAGCUGUGGUGCCAACAGAGCCAAGUCUGCCUUCUCCGUGGCUGUGUCCAAGAGCUACCCGAGGGAGAGACUGCCCAUCAAAUUCGACAGGAUCCUCAUGAACGAGGGAGGACAUUACAAUGCUUCCAGUGGGAAGUUCAUCUGCAGCAUCCCAGGCAUUUACUACUUCACUUACGACAUCACCUUGGCCAACAAGCACUUGGCCAUUGGCUUGGUGCACAACGGGCAGUACCGCAUCAAGACCUUCGACGCCAACACUGGCAACCACGACGUGGCCUCUGGGUCAACCAUUCUUGCUCUGAAGCAGGAGGAUGAGGUAUGGCUCCAGAUCUUCUACUCAGAACAAAACGGGCUCUUCUAUGAUCCCUACUGGACAGACAGUUUGUUUACUGGAUUCCUGAUCUAUCCUGAUCAAGAUUAUCUCAAUGAAGUAUAG
Acanthisitta chloris (rifleman) is the source of this 855-nucleotide messenger RNA. It is a transcript of the gene C1QTNF2, whose product is annotated as C1q and tumor necrosis factor related protein 2. The transcript is spliced from 2 exons. The record is from RefSeq and is a predicted model, not a curated record. NCBI's taxonomy places the organism in Eukaryota, Metazoa, Chordata, Aves, Passeriformes, Acanthisittidae. The coding region runs from base 1 to 855 and encodes 284 amino acids. Gene Ontology annotation, molecular function: protein binding.